AUGGCCGUCGCCGCGCCCCACCCCUCCCCGCACGACGGCAGCCUCUUCGUCGCCUCCGCCGCCGCCGGCGGCGGCGUCCGGCGCUUGCGGCCCGUGCCCAUCGAGCGCCAGGCGCGGCUGCUGGCCGGCGGCGGCGAGUUUUCCGGGGCGCUCGAGCUCUGCGCGCGCCUGCCGGCGCCGCGGCGGCGGCAGCUAGAGGACGCGCUGCGGCUGCGGUUCUGCCGUCAUCUUUUCGAGGCGGGCGACGUCGAUGACGCGCUGACUCAGCUGUCCAUGUGCAGCGACGCGGGGCCGCUGCUGCUCCUGCGGCUGUUCCCGGGCCUCGUGCCUGCCAAGUUCCGGCCGCUGCUGCCUGACGAGGCGUACGGCGAGAAGCUUCCCGAUUUGGACGCUGACGAGGACGCCGCCGCCGCCGCCGCCGGCGACGGGGCCCCGCGGCGGGACGCGGCGGGCGGCGUCGACGCCAGCGGUACGACAGGCGCGCACACGCACGCGCACGGCCACGCGGGGCCCGCGGGGCGCGAGGCGGCGGCGGUGGGCGUGGUGGUGCCCUACCUGCUUAGUUACCGCACGCGGUUGCUCGCGGCUAUGGAGGAAGCAGCGGCGGCUUCGGCGGCGGCGGCAGCAGCGGCGGCGGGUGAGCAGGAUGGCGGCGGUGGCGGCGGCGAGGGCGCGGCCGGGCGGCAGCAGCAGCAGCAGCAGCAGCGGAAACCGGCAAAGCCCAAGCGGCCGGUCAGGCGCCCAGGCCAGCCUGGGGGCGAUGCAGCGGCGGUGGCGGGAGCGGCACAGCAGGGCCUGGCCUCCCGGCCGCCCGAGCCGCCGCCGGGCGGCGCCGCUGCGGGCGCGCCGGAGCCGGCAGGCAGCGACGACGGCGCGCCGCCGCCGCCUGAGGUUGUUGCGACUGUACUCGACACGGCCCUGCUGCUGGCGAUGCUGGCGCAGCCCGACACCGGCGCCGCGCUGCGCCUGCUGCAGCAGCGCAACUUCGUCGACGCUGCGGAGGGCGAGCGGGCGCUGGCGGCGGCGGGGCGGUACGCUGAGCUGGCGGCGCUGCUGCAGUACACGGGGCAGCACGCCAAGGGCCUCGAGCUGCUGCGCCGGCUCAGCCAGGAGCCCGCCUUGCUGCCGGUGAAGCCCGCGGGCGCGGCUGCUGACCUGCCCGGCCUACCUGGCGUCUGGGCGGCCGUCAGGUACUUGACCAACCUGACGCCCCCAAACUUGGCGCUGGCGGAGGCGCACGCGGGCUGGCUGCUGAGGGCCGACCCAGAGGCGGGGCUGGAGGCAUUCCUGCAGAUGCGGCCGCCGCUGCCCGCCGCGGCGGUGCUGCCCAUUUUGCAGCGCCACGCGCCGGAUUACUGCGUGGUGUACCUCGAGAGCGCCCUGGAGCUGGGGGUGGCGUCACCUGGUGACUUCCACAGCCUGUUACUAACGCAGUACCUGGCGAUGGCUUUGGAGGAGGAGGAGGGCGGCGGCGACAGGCAAGGGGCAGGGCCAAUGCAUUGGGAGAAAGUUGACCCGCCCGCAAGCGCCGCCAGGCACGCGCGCAAGCUGUCCCUGUCAGAUUCGCUGCUGGCCAAGACGCGCCACCCCCUGGAGAAACUCUUCCCGGACGGCGGCCCCCACGCCGCCGCCGCCGCCGCCGCGGCGCACGUGGCGGGCGGCAAGGCGGCGGGCGGCGAGGCGGAGGGCGGGGCCGCGGAGGGCGCAGACAGCAGCCGUCGCGAUGCAUACGACCGGCUCAAGGAGCUGGUCUACUCAUCGCCCCACAUCGACCCCGAGGUCGUGCUGGUGCAGCUGCCGACAGGGAAGCUGCCCGAGAUCAGGGCGCUCAUGCUCGAGCGCCUCGGGCGCCACAGCAAGCGGCAGCGGCAGCAGCAGGGGCCGUCGCCGGCAGCGGCGCGCGCGCCUGUUGACCUGGCGGCGUGGGGCGAGCUCGGGGCGAUACUCAGCCGCAAGGCCCCGCGCAUUGACACCUCAAAGGUGCUGGGCAUGCUCCCCGACGACCUCCCCCUGGAGUGCCUGUCCCCGCUGCUCUGCGCGAUGCUGCAGCACGCCACGGAGCGCUCGCGCAACCUCUCUGUCGUGCGCAGCCUGCGGCGCGGCGAGAACCUCGCCGCGCGCGAGGACCAGGUGCGCGCGAAGCAGCGGAGCGUGGUGCUGACCUCGGACCGCGCGUGCUGCAUGUGCCACAAGCGCAUCGGCGGGAGCGUGCUGGUCGCGCACCCCGGCGGGGCGCUCGCGCAUUACCUUUGCUACAAACGCGCGGGGGAGGCGGAGGGGGCCGCGGGCCGCGGCGGCGGCGGCGCGGUAGUGACAAACGGCGGCGGCAUCUGGGCGGUGGCCGGCCUGUGA
This is a messenger RNA of Monoraphidium neglectum, 2352 nucleotides long. Its product is annotated as subunit of VPS-C complex. The transcript has 8 exons. NCBI's taxonomy places the organism in Eukaryota, Viridiplantae, Chlorophyta, Chlorophyceae, Sphaeropleales, Selenastraceae. Gene Ontology annotation, biological process: endosomal vesicle fusion; autophagy; vesicle-mediated transport. Gene Ontology annotation, cellular component: cytoplasm; membrane. The record is from RefSeq and is a predicted model, not a curated record. The coding region runs from base 1 to 2352 and encodes 783 amino acids.